Talaromyces stipitatus ATCC 10500 is the source of this 1270-nucleotide messenger RNA. Its product is annotated as proteasome regulatory particle subunit (RpnI), putative. NCBI's taxonomy places the organism in Eukaryota, Fungi, Ascomycota, Eurotiomycetes, Eurotiales, Trichocomaceae. Gene Ontology annotation, biological process: ubiquitin-dependent protein catabolic process. Gene Ontology annotation, molecular function: structural molecule activity. The record is from RefSeq and is a predicted model, not a curated record. Gene Ontology annotation, cellular component: nucleus; cytosol; proteasome regulatory particle, lid subcomplex. Bases 83 to 1228 code for a protein of 381 amino acids. The transcript has 3 exons.
CCCUCUUGCACUUCAAAGUCCAUCUAACAGCCUCCAGUCAUCCGAGCGCACAACAUCAAUCCAAGCAUAUAUCCCCGCCACCAUGGAGGCCGACAAGAUCCCCGACUUCCUAGCAGACCAGCGAGACCAAGCUCCCAGCUCAGCUCAAGCGCUAUUCCUCGACUUUGAAGACUACUGGGAACGCAAACUCUGGCAUCAACUCACAGACGCACUUGUUGAUUUCUUCCAAACACCUGAGAGUGCCCCUCAACGAUUACCGAUUUUCAAAUCGUUCAUACUCAGCUUUGCGGAUCGAAUUAAUCAGUUGAAAUUUGUCUCGUUGGGGUUGCUGGCUUCAACGCAGUGUAAAGAUGACCAAGAGAGACUCGCUUUCCUCACAUCACUGGCCGAUCGAGUGGAUAAACCCGACUCACAGGACGCAUACGUCUAUGCCGUUGCUGAUGUUGCAGGCGUCAAGCUACGACUUCAAGACUACGAAGGAUCACGAAAGGAUUUAGAUAAAAGCCAGAAAAUCUUGGAUACCUUUGACUCAGUGGAGACAGUUGUCCACGCUGCAUUCUACAAAGUCAAUGCAGACUACUACCAUGCCAAACAAGAAUUCGCAUCCUACUAUAAGAAUGCCCUUCUCUAUCUAGCCUGCGUAAACCUCGACGACCUAUCCCAAGAGGAACGAAUCUCGCGCGCCUACGACCUCAGCGUCGCAGCCCUCGUAUCCGACUCAAUCUACAACUUCGGCGAACUCCUCCUACACCCAAUCCUCGACUCCCUCACUGAGACACCCCACGCCUGGCUGCGCGAUCUCCUCUUCGCCUUCAACCGUGGUGAUCUUACAGCCUACGACGUACUAGCCGGUAACAUCAGCAAGAACAAACUCCUCGAAUCCCACCGUCAAUUCCUAUACAUCAAAAUCUCCUUGUCUGCUCUAACGGAAGCCGUCUUCCGUCGUCCCCCGCACGACCGCACAAUGACCUUCUCCACCAUCUCGGCAGAAACGAAAGUGCAAUCAGACGAGAUUGAGCAUUUGAUCAUGAAAGCGUUAUCCCUGGGUUUGAUCAAGGGGUCGAUUGAUCAGGUUGCGCAGAUUGCGAGGAUCAAUUGGGUGCAGCCAAAGGUUCUGGAUAUGAAGCAGAUUGAAGGGAUGAGGAAUCGGUUGAAGGAGUGGGAUACGGGGGUAAAUCAGUUGGGACACUGGAUCGAGGGUGUUGGAAGGGAUGUUUGGGCUGCUUAGUCUUGUAUUAUGAUCUGUCAUGUUAGUGAAAUAUGAGAUGGA